CAGCGCCAGCUGCUGCAGGCUUCAGGAAAAACACCAGACCCAGAGGGCGCGCUGGCGGGCCGCGGCUCCGGGCGCCGUGCUGCGCCGGGGCCUCCGGGGUCCGAAGCCCGGGCGUCCUGCGUCGGCGACGGCCACCCUGCGGGGGCGCGGCGGGCGGUGGGCGUGGCGAGCGCGCGGCCUUCCUGGCGGGCGCCCCCGCCGGGCUGCCCGUGAGCGCCGAGUGCGCGCGCGCCGCCUCGUCCUCGCCCGCGGCCGCGGGCCGCCCGCCCCGCCCUCCCGACUGCGCACCGCGCCGCUGACCCAGCAGCCCGCGCCCUUGUCCGCGCGACCCGGCGGCGGGCUCCCGGCGGCCGGCACCAUGAGCGGCGGCGGCGGCGACGUGGUGUGCACCGGCUGGCUGAGGAAGUCGCCCCCCGAGAAGAAGUUGAGGCGCUAUGCCUGGAAGAAACGCUGGUUUAUCCUGCGGAGUGGCCGAAUGAGCGGUGACCCAGAUGUGCUGGAGUACUACAAGAAUGAUCACUCCAAAAAGCCCCUGAGGAUCAUCAACUUGAACUUCUGUGAGCAGGUAGAUGCAGGCCUGACCUUCAACAAGAAGGAGCUGCAGGAUAGUUUUGUGUUUGAUAUUAAGACCAACGAGCGAACCUUUUACCUGGUGGCUGAGACAGAAGAGGACAUGAAUAAGUGGGUGCAGAGUAUCUGCCAGAUCUGUGGCUUCAAUCAGGCCGAGGAAACCACAGACUCCUUGAGAAACAUCUCAGCCAGCCAUGGCCCACGCUCUUCUCCAGCUGAGUUCAGCAGCUCUAGUCAUCACCUGCUCAGAGAACGGAAGACCUCUGCCCCAUCGCACUCCAGCCAGCCAACUCUGUUCACAUUUGAGCCCCCUGUGUCAAACCACAUGCAGCCUGCCUUGUCCACCAGUGCACCUCAGGAGUAUCUCUACCUGCACCAGUGCAUAAGCCGGAGAACAGAGAAUGCAAGGAGUGCCAGCUUUUCUCAAGGGACGAGGCAGAAGAGCGACACAGCCAUGCAGAAACUUGCCCAGGGCAACGGCCACUGUGUCAACGGGGUCAGUGGUCAGGUCCAUGGCUUCUACAGCCUUCCCAAGCCAAGCCGACACAAUGCAGAGUUCAGAGACAGUGCCUAUGACCUCCCCCGGAGCCUAGCUGCCCACGGCCGCACCAAGGGCAGCCUCACAGGGUCUGAGACAGAUAACGAAGAUGUGUACACCUUCAAGACGCCUAGCAACACACUGUGCCGGGAGUUUGGGGACCUCCUGGUGGACAAUAUGGAUGUUCCAAGCACUCCACUCUCAGCCUACCAGAUCCCUAGGACAUUCACGCUGGACAGGAACCACAAUGCCAUGACUGUGGCCUCUCAUGGGGAUUCAGCCAUAGCGCCCCCUCCCCGGCCCCCCAAGCCAAGUCAGGCAGAAACACCUCGAUGGGGCAGCCCUCAGCAGAGACCCCCGAUCAGUGAAAAUAGAUCUGUCGCUGCCACAAUCCCCAGGCGCAACACACUCCCAGCAAUGGACAACAGCCGACUGCACCGAGCUUCCUCCUGUGAGACCUAUGAGUACCCUCCACGCAGCGGAGAGAGCACAGGCCGGUCUGCCGAGUCCAUGAGCGAGGGAAUCCCUUCUUUCCUGCCAGGGAAACCUGUCGUGGGUCGCUCAGACAGUACCAGUUCUGAAGACAACUAUGUGCCCAUGAACCCAGGUUCUUCAACCCUGCUGGCCAUGGAGCGGGCAGGUGACAGUUCCCACGGUGUCUACAUCCCCAUGAGCCCAGGGCCACAUCCCUUUGACCCACUUGGCUAUGCAUCAACAGCCCUUCCUGUGCACAGAGGCCCCAGCCGAGGAAGUGAGAUCCAGCCACCUCCAGUCAACCGCAACCUCAAGCCUGACCGGAAAGCUAAGCCAACACCACUUGAUCUGAGAAACAAUGCUGUCAUCGAUGAGCUCCCCUUCAAGUCACCUGUCACUAAGUCUUGGUCCAGGGCCAACCACACCUUCACCUCCAGCUCCUUCCAAUACUGCCGCCCCAUCUCCACUCAGAGUAUCACAAGCACGGACUCAGGAGACAGUGAGGAGAAUUACGUCCCUAUGCAAAACCCAGUGUCUGCAUCUCCUGUUCCCAGUGGCACCAACAGUCCAGCCCCAAAGAAGAGCACCGGCAGCGUUGAUUACCUGGCCCUGGACUUCCAGCCGGGCUCCCCCAGCCCCCACCGAAAGCCAUCCACAUCAUCUGUCACUUCGGAUGAAAAGGUGGACUAUGUCCAGGUGGAUAAGGAGAAGACCCAGGCCCUGCAGAAUACCAUGCAGGAGUGGACAGAUGUGCGGCAGUCCUCAGAGCCUUCCAAGGGUGCCAAGCUGUGACAUGGGGGCCACUGAGCCCAGAGAGGAGGCAGCAUCUCUGAACUGGCUUCUCCCUGUCUCCUCUCACCCCUCCCACUCCACUGUGCUGCUCUUGGCCUUCAAAGCAUUUGACAUCAGGGACCCUCCCUUGUUGAGGCGUGUUGAGGGCCUGAUGGGGGCACUUCCUCUGCCCACUUGGGCCCAUAUGACUUAUCAGUCCUGGCUCUGCCUCCACCCACCUUAGUUAGGAGCUGUUGCCAAAAUCUUCCUCCUGUCCUGAAGACCUGUCUACCAGAUGCUUGAAAGUUGGGCGGGGGAGGGAGCGCUGGGACUCCAAGCCAGCCCCUGCCAUCUUUCCUCCACCUUUGGGCUACCUCUCCUUCAGUCCCCUGGAGGAUGAGCCAGGGAGCCCAAGACCAGCAGACCAAAGUGGACAUGGACUUUUUUCAUCCCUGUUUUUCUUGACAGGGGAGAGGCAAGGCUGCCAAAAGCUGAAAUAGUUGAGAAUGAAGGUCAGUGGUCUUCAGGGACAAGAAUUAAAUUCCCAGGUGCAGAAGGGCAGUUGCUACCUUCAGGGGUCCCGUUUCCAGGCCACAAACAUGCAAGACCAUUGCUGGGGAAUGGGAGAGGCAAAAAAGAAGGACAAAAUGAAGGAGAAACAAUGAUAACCGAGAAUGACAAGGACCGGGGCUGGGAGUGACAAGGACACAGUGGUCAGGCCUCCUCUGAUACAGUCUGAUGAUGCCGCCCUAGGACAGAAAGUCAUCUUCCUGAGCAUCCCUGUGGAGGCUUGGGCUCAGCUGAGUGCUUCGUGGUGUGGGAAAGCUGGCAGGUGAGGGGUGGGGGAUGUGACAUGGGUGGAAGCAAGGACAGGUGUGUGUUGGGAAUGGGGCAGUGAGGGUGGUGCAGGCAGUAAGUUUCUGUAAGGUAGGUGCAUGUGAUGACUUGAUGGGAGGAAGGGUGCAGGAUGGAGCAGCUGGGUGCAUGGCAUGUGACACAAGAGCCAGUUCUGGGACUGAGCGCACAGUGUACAAAGCAGGACCAUACCUAGGAGAUGAGGGGAUGGCUGGCAGCUCCUGCCCAGCUCUCUGGAGAGAAAUGCAGCGGGCCUGGUGUCAAGCCCAGGGUGUGGUCUCAGCUCUUCUCCCCUCUGUGGCUCCAUGUUGCCAUGUUGAACUCAAACUUGCCCAUAAAGGUGGCUUGAAAGCAGGGGUUUAGCUCAGUGGCAUAAGUGCCUGCCUGGAAAGCACAAGGUCAUGAGUCAGUCCCUGGUACAAAAAAAAGAUGGCUUGAAAAGUCACAGGAGCAGCAGCGCUGGACGGUAGGGUAUAACCUAAACUAGGGAGAGGGAUCUAAAUUCUAAUGUUGAAAGUUCUUGACCAAAUUUCCAAGUAUUUCAGAGGCAACAGGGCAGACUAAACAUUUCAGUUUGCCCAGAGGUAAACAAGCGUUCCUCCAAAAAUAGGACUUCCCACUAUGCUUGUUGGGGAUGGCUACUACUCACCUUCCGCUCCUGCCAGCACACAGCUCUGCAGACCGAUGGCCUGCCAUCGCCAGGAGCCCCAUCCUGGGAGCUCUAUUAAUUCAGAGCAACUCAAAGAUCUUCAGCAGUUGUCAAGGCCAAGCACCAAGGCCCCAGAGGCUAAUCACAGCUUGUAUCCAAAAUCGAGGUUAAAAUCAGUGAGGAAAAAGGACUAGGACACAAGGCAGUGAUGAUGAUGGCUGUGUGAUAAGAGACAGGAGAAUGGAACAGAAGGAAUAAAGACUUCACAGUGAGGCUGGUGCCAGAGGUCAACAGGGUUAUGACCAGGUAGCGUGGCCCAGGGAAAGGGGUGCCUUAGAGGAGCACAGUGAGAGCCCUGCCGUGCAGGCAGGUGGGAGCUGAGAGCCUGUGUGCUUUGGGAACAAAAGGGUUUUGUGGCGUGGGGGUCCCAGUUUAAGUGCUAGGGGCAUUCUCAGAGCACCUGUGGGGGCCAUGGUGCCUAUGGUGACAUUGGCUAGGGUUUACAAGAUGCUGGUUCACUCUGCCUUCCCUGACUGUCCCUUUAGGGCUUUCUACGAGGGGUCCCACAUGGCUAGGUUUUUUAAUGGUGCCUCAUGUGUUGACCCCAUCGUGCCAUAAAUGUUACCAUGCUCCGAGCGUUACACAAAUGAAAUGUGGCUGGGGUUUGCAGAGACUAAGGUGUUCCAGUGUGGGUGGUCUCCAGGUGCCCUCCUUCUACCUCUUGGUUCCUAGUUGCUGUGCCUGCCAAACUCAGCGUGGAGAGUGGGGUGAAGCUGGAAGGCCGAAGGCAGAGCUUUGGCUCACAGACCAGCCCUCUACCACACCACCAGCCCUCACAUGCACUGCUCCUCAAAGCCUGAAAAGGAAGUCAGCUCAGUUCACAAAACAGGUCCUCUGGCUGCUCGUGGGUCCGAGUUCAUCUGUCCUGCUGGCCUGGCAAGGCCUGAGACCGCAGAACAGGGACAUCUUCUCACCUAGCAGAGUGCACACAAGGGCUACUCCUGAGACUGUCUCCAGAGCAGCUUGUUUCACGCGCUUCUGCUCCACCUCAGGAAAAGUUGAGUGGGAACAGUUGGAGGAGGGGAUGGUACCUCUUCUGGACUUUGGGUUGCCUGUCAAAGGGUAGAUUAGGUGGUCGCUGAAGCCUCUUUCACAGCUGCACCUCCUCUACAGUGAAGGGGGAGCUCCCUACUUGGUCACCAGAGACCGGCAGCACCAAGUAUUAGCCAGUUAACUCAGUCUCAGCUUGAUUUGGGUAAUGUCUACAUUUCAAACCAUUCAUGUAAGCCCACCUCAUAGAAGUGUGAGCAUUCUAAAGUUACUGCCUCAGUUCGAGUCUGCCUUUGCCCCUUCCCUGCCAUGGGGUUACAGUGUCGGCCCCAAGCAGUAGCCCUGGUCCCUUCAGCAGAGCUCUGAAAGAGUACAGGUUCGGAGGACAUUGGCUCAUCCUUCCCGUGUGAGCCUGUAGCUGUAAACUGGUGGGAAGCGAGACUGGCCCUACGGGGCCCUCUUUCUAGGACUCGCCAAGUUCUUUGUGGGAGGCAGAGGGGGCUUGCUGCAGAUUCAUGCUGUCUGUGGUAUCUGGUGGUGUGCACUCUUGUGUAAUUUGUCAGCUACUUGUGUCAUGAAAUUUAGGAUCAUUUUGCACAGAACUGUCCCUAUGUGUUCGGAAGAGAAAAUGGGCUAGCAGCAGCCCUAUCUCAAGUUCUUGUCUUGUUGCCAUUUAAAUUGACAUUUAAUUUUUUCAAAUCACUGUUAGUGCCUAAUCACUUAAGUUAUUAAUUUAUUGUUUUCUUUUUUAAAAAUUUGUAACACAUAUUUAUCUUGUGAGUAGGUCCGGGUUGGGGUGGGCAAUAUGUUCAAGUGGGUCAUGUUUCUGCUGUGGUGACACAUGGUACAGGCCUGGAGCUUGCAGGUCCCUUUUUACUGUGGUAUUGAAAUAGGACAAUAAAGUCCUUUAGAAAUGCAA
This is a messenger RNA of Cavia porcellus (domestic guinea pig), 5826 nucleotides long. It is a transcript of the gene Gab2, whose product is annotated as GRB2 associated binding protein 2. The coding region runs from base 359 to 2374 and encodes 671 amino acids. The transcript has 10 exons. Gene Ontology annotation, biological process: signal transduction. Gene Ontology annotation, molecular function: transmembrane receptor protein tyrosine kinase adaptor activity. Lineage: Eukaryota; Metazoa; Chordata; Mammalia; Rodentia; Caviidae. The record is from RefSeq and is a predicted model, not a curated record. Gene Ontology annotation, cellular component: cytoplasm.